CCUGCGUGUCCCCCGGCGCGCUGGCUGGUGCAACCUCUCCAGUCCGCGCUCGCGGGGAAGGGGUUUGGCCUCACCUCUCGCGAGAUCGCCUCCAGUUGCUGCCGCCGCUGCUCCGGGCCGCUGACUGGCGGCGUCUGCGCAGCCGCCAUGUUCGGUUGCUAUGCUGUGGCCUGGGAGACGGGGUGUGCUUGAGGGAGGAGGAGGAGACGGAGGAGGAGGAGGAAGAGAAGGAGGAGAAGGAGGCGGGGGUUUGAGCGCCUCUUGCACUCUCACACACAAACGCUGCCCAGGAUUGCCCGCCCGCUCACGCCGCGCUGCGCGCUUUUCCGCUCCUCGCGGCCCCCCCACAUUGUUCUCUCCGGACUCCUGGGUCCCCAGGGGCUAAAUUCGGGGCCUGAGCCGGGGAGGAGAGAGACUUGGCUUUGGCUGAAGGGUCGGAGUUUGGGGGCCAGGCCCCCAGUACCGGGGCUCCCCUCCCCCACGGCACUUUUGGGGGGUGUGGAUUAUCUCAUCCCCGCAGGGAGGUGGGAGCGCGGGCGAGCCGCCCGCCUCCUUCCCGUCUCCCGGCGGCACCGGCCCGCGGCAGCUCCGCAGUAUGAGGUGGUGUCGGCGGCUCCCGGCCGUGGCGCGGCCGCUGCGGCGGCGGCUGCUGGGGGGUCGCUGAGGGAGCCCCGGGAGUGGCGCGGCGGCCGCGCUUCUCCCCGGCGCGCCCGGGCCUGGAGGCUUUUCUUCUCCAGCCGAGAGGACGCGGCUGUGAUACGAAGACCUUGUGUGGACAGUAAUGACCUCACGCUUCCGAUUGCCUGCUGGCAGAACCUACAAUGUGCGAGCAUCUGAGUUGGCCCGUGACAGACAGCACACAGAGGUGGUUUGUAACAUCCUUCUUCUGGAUAACACUGUACAGGCUUUUAGAGUUAAUAAACAUGAUCAGGGGCAAGUUCUGUUGGAUAUAGUCUUCAAGCAUCUUGAUUUGACUGAGCGUGACUAUUUUGGUUUACAGUUGGCUGAUGAUUCCACAGAUAACCCAAGGUGGCUGGAUCCAAACAAACUGAUAAGAAAGCAGCUAAAGAGAGGAUCUCCUUACAGUUUGAACUUUAGAGUCAAAUUUUUUGUAAGUGACCCCAACAAGUUACAGGAAGAAUAUACAAGGUACCAGUAUUUUUUGCAAAUUAAACAAGACAUUCUUACUGGAAGAUUGCCUUGUCCUUGUAAUACUGCUGCCCUUUUGGCUUCAUUUGCUGUUCAGUCUGAACUUGGAGACUACAAUCAGUCAGAAAACUUGCCAGGCUACCUCUCAGAUUAUUCUUUCAUUCCUAAUCAACCUCAAGAUUUUGAAAAAGAAAUUGCAAAAUUACAUCAGCAACAUACAGGCUUAUCUCCUGCAGAAGCAGAAUUUAAUUACCUGAACACUGCACGUACCUUAGAACUCUAUGGAGUUGAAUUCCACUAUGCAAGGGAUCAAAGUAACAAUGAAAUUAUGAUUGGAGUGAUGUCAGGAGGAAUUCUGAUUUAUAAGAACAGGGUACGAAUGAAUACCUUUCCAUGGUUGAAGAUUGUAAAAAUUUCAUUUAAGUGCAAACAGUUUUUUAUUCAACUUAGAAAAGAACUGCAUGAAUCUAGAGAAACAUUAUUGGGAUUUAACAUGGUGAAUUACAGAGCGUGCAAAAAUUUGUGGAAAGCAUGUGUAGAACAUCACACAUUCUUCCGUUUGGACAGACCACUUCCACCUCAAAAGAAUUUUUUUGCACAUUAUUUUACAUUAGGUUCAAAAUUCCGGUACUGCGGGAGAACUGAAGUCCAGUCAGUUCAGUAUGGCAAAGAAAAGGCAAAUAAAGACAGGGUAUUUGCAAGAUCCCCAAGUAAGCCCUUGGUGCGGAAAUUAAUGGAUUGGGAAGUAGUAAGCAGAAAUUCAGUAUCUGAUGACAGGUUAGAAACACAAAGCCUUCCAUCACGAUCUCCACCUGGAACUCCUAAUCAUCGAAAUUCUGCAUUCACACAAGAGGGAACCCGGCUGCGACCGUCUUCAGUUGGUCAUCUGGUAGACCACGUGGUUCACACUUCUCCAAGUGAAGUAUUUGUGAAUCACAGAUCUCCGUCUUCAACACAAGCUAAUAGCAUCAUUCUGGAAUCAUCACCAUCACAAGAGACCCCUGUUGAUGGGCAGCCACCAGCUUUACCACCCAAACAAUCGAAGAAAAACAGUUGGAACCAAAUUCAAUAUUCACAUUCUCAACAAGAUCUGGAAAACCAUAUUAAUGAAACAUUUGAUGUUCCAUCUUCCCCAGAAAAAUCUACUCCUAAUGGUGGUAUUCCACACGAUAAUCUUGUUCUAAUCAGAAUGAAACCUGAUGAAAAUGGAAGGUUUGGAUUCAAUGUAAAGGGAGGAUAUGAUCAGAAGAUGCCUGUGAUCGUGUCCCGAGUAGCGCCAGGAACACCUGCUGACCUCUGUGUCCCUCGAUUGAAUGAAGGGGACCAAGUUGUACUGAUCAAUGGUCGGGACAUCGCGGAACAUACCCAUGAUCAGGUUGUCCUGUUUAUUAAAGCCAGCUGUGAGAGACAUUCUGGGGAACUCGUACUUCUAGUUCGACCUAAUGCUAUAUAUGAUGUAGUGGAAGAAAAGCUAGAAAAUGAGCCAGACUUCCAGUACAUUCCUGAGAAAGCCCCACUAGAUAAUGUCCAUCAGGAUGACCAUUCCUUGCGUGAGUCAAUGAUCCAGCUAGCUGAGGGGCUCAUCACUGGAACAGUCCUGACACAGUUUGAUCAACUGUAUCGGAAAAAACCUGGAAUGACAAUGUCUUGUGCCAAAUUACCUCAGAACAUUUCCAAAAAUAGAUACAGAGAUAUUUCGCCUUAUGAUGCUACACGGGUCAUUUUAAAGGGUAAUGAAGACUAUAUCAAUGCAAAUUAUAUAAAUAUGGAAAUUCCUUCUUCUAGCAUUAUAAAUCAGUACAUUGCUUGUCAAGGGCCAUUACCACACACUUGUACAGAUUUUUGGCAGAUGACUUGGGAACAAGGCUCUUCCAUGGUUGUGAUGUUGACCACACAAGUUGAACGUGGCAGAGUUAAGUGUCACCAAUAUUGGCCAGAACCCACAGGAAGUUCAUCCUAUGGAUGCUACCAAGUCACCUGCCACUCAGAAGAAGGAAACACUGCAUAUAUCUUCAGGAAGAUGACACUAUUUAACCAGGAGAAAAAUGAGAGUCGUCAACUCACUCAGAUCCAGUACAUAGCCUGGCCUGACCAUGGGGUUCCUGAUGAUUCAAGUGACUUUCUGGAUUUUGUUUGUCAUGUACGAAGUAAGAGGGCUGGCAAGGAAGAACCUAUUGUUGUUCAUUGCAGUGCUGGGAUUGGAAGAACUGGGGUUCUUAUUACUAUGGAAACAGCCAUGUGUCUCAUUGAAUGCAAUCAACCAGUUUAUCCACUAGAUAUUGUAAGAACAAUGAGAGAUCAACGAGCUAUGAUGAUCCAAACACCUAGUCAAUACAGAUUUGUAUGUGAAGCUAUUUUGAAAGUUUAUGAAGAAGGAUUUGUGAAACCCUUAACAUCAUCAUCAAAUAAAUAAGAAAGCAAAAGAUGUGGGAUAUGUGUUGGAAACUGCUUUCCAUUGUAUUCACUGUGCCAUAAUACUGAUCGCAGGAAGUGGCAUCUAAAUCAAACCAUGGUGAACUAACAAGAACUGAAAACUUCAGCACUGUUGCACUUUAUGUUUAAAAAUAAGUCACUCUCUAAAACCUAUAAUUCAUGCGUUGGAAGACUAUUUCAUGCUUUGCUCCGAACAAAUAGUGAAUAACUGAGUACGUUCAGGGUAAUUUAUGAAAUUUUGUGGUGGUGCCAUGCAGUCCCUUUCUGGUAGAAUUGCCACAACCAAGGCUCAGAAUUCUCAUCAUCUCAUCUAUUCUCCUCCGGAAUUCUGAAAGCAAAAAGAAGCAACCAUCAGGAGUCAGCUCUGGUGUUCCAGUGAUUCAUGUACUUACUAUACUGAUUACCAGAUUUUAUUUUUUAAAUGUUAGCAAUAUCGUUCUCACUGUUAGCCAGUACACUGCCUACGGACGCAGCACAGCUUCCCCACCCCCCGUAGUGACCUGCUGUCCAUAAGAAGAAAGGUGGAAUUGGCUUUCCCAGGAAAUGCUGCACAUUGUCCAUUUACCAGCAUCUUAGAGAAAGUAUAAAUAUGAAUCUACAAAUUUUCUUGAAUUUAACAAUGUAACUUAUAUUUAUCAUAAGGUUGGCUUAUUCCAAAUCAUGUGAUUUCACAUACUUGAUGUAAAGGAAUGCAUGCAUUGUGUCUUAACCCCUUAAGUGCCUUGAGACGUCUUUGUAUGUCUAAUAAAAAGGCACUCAUUUGACCCCAAUAGGAGGUAUGUAUGUAUAUUGUACAUUUACAUUUUUAUGCAUUUUGAAUCAGUUCACGUUUUAAAAUAGCUUCUUAUAUUGAGAGUUACGCAGUCAAAGAAGGGUAAGGAAAUUCUGUUUCUUACUCAAUUCCUGUAUUUUGCCACAGGAAGCAAAGGUAAUUUUUGUUCUACUGAGUGAGCGCUCUGCUGCUAUGGAAUUGCUCAAAAUCUGCACAUUCCUUUUCCUGAGGGACAAGGGUUACAGUUAGCAGCUCAAGUUAAAAGAUGCUUUAUUCUUCAAGCUUAAUAUUUAUUUUAUGCCUAACUUUGGAAGUGGUAUCUAUUAUACACAUUAAAGUUAAACAUAUUGACACUCUAAGCUAAAGUUAGAGCAAUUAAUUGUGAUUUAUUUCUAUCACUAACUAAAUUAUUACUGCUCAGCAUUCAUUUCAGUUCAUACCAGCUUUGUUCACACUGGCUUAUUGGUUGGGAUACUUCAAACGAAGAAUGAAACGUUAUUGACUUGUGUCUAAAUGUAAUCCCUCAAUCACUGAAAUGAGGGUCUUUUUGUCAUUUCUGUGUACAAUUAAAUUACUCCAGUUUAUAUGUACUUAAUAAGUUAUCAGCAUGUUAAUACAGAGAGUGUUGAUUGUCCUGCCUGAUAAGAGGAUCUGAUUCCCUCUGAGGAUGUGUGUUUUCCUCUUCAGGUUUUUUUUUUAAGUCUAUGGAGAGAGAAAAUUUUUAAAUUGCCCAGUUUUAAUAUAAGUGGAAAUUUGCUCACCUAAUGAAAAGUUAUAUUACACAAUUAUUUUAUAUGGAUGUGGUUAAAAUAGACUCAUUUACUAGUGGUUUCUGAAUAUUUCAGUAUAGUCUUGAUAAAAUUUAGAAUUGACUGGUAGCUAUUUUGGAAUGCCAUUUAGUGUGAGGGGGGAAAUGUACAUUUUAAAAUCUUAAGUGUAACCUAAUGAUGUAUUUCAAAUAUUCAAAAUCCAUAAUAAAUUUUAGAAAGUUAAGUCCUAAACAUUAAUAGCCAAGAACCAAAUAAAUUAUUAUAUUAAAAUAUUUUAAGUUCUUUUUAAAAGAGAAGAGUAAACAUGUUGAAGAGAAAUUCUCAUCUAUUUCUGGAUUUUAUAGUCAAGACAGUAUAAGAUAGUAAAUAACUAUAGUUUUAUUUGAACAUUCCAUUCUACCAACAGAUAAAUGUAAUUUAGGCUGCUAUAUGACAUGAUGAUAAGUUGAAAAGUAAAAUCAUGUUGGGGUCUGCAUAAUUAAUAACUGUUUUGGCAGUUGUUUUUCACCUGAAUUAAAAGGAAAACUGUUCUAACUAUGGGUAGAAUAUGACAACCAUAGAUUUUUUUAAAAAGAUACAGCUGUAUAGAUAUAAACAGAUAAAUGGCAUGGUUGGCAUGUUCUUCAAUUUAGAGCUUUGUUUACACUUCUAAGAUUAACUCUAAUAAUUUCUUGGCAAUGAGCACUGCUGCCUUUUUUAAUCAUUAAUGCCAGUCUUUAAGUGAUAAUAUGUUAGACGUUUAGGAUUACAUUUAAAUUUCUCCUGGGGGGGGGGCUAUUCUCUGUCAGAAUUUUUAUGUACAGAAAAGAUUCUUUUUUAAAGGCAAAUUUAUUGCAAUCUUAAAUUUAAAAUAAAUUAUCCUUCACAGCUAUGCUAAUUAUGCUUCCCUGUUCACAGAACAGAUAAGACUUCAUCCAUUACACCUAAGAAAUUUUUUUACCUGUUUAUCAGUCUGUAUAGCAUUCUAGGAAUCAUCCUAGCUUUCGUACACCAAGUAGUUCUAGAUUCCAUUCAUGUCAUUGUAAUACUGCUUGAUUAAAAUGCCAGAUUUCUUGUAUCUAAACUAUUCUUCCCCCUCCCCUAUCCUCCAGCCAUCUCUCUCUCUCUCUCUCUCUCUCUCCUUCUCUCUCUCUCUCUCUCUCUCUCUCUCUCUCUCUCUCUCUCUCUCUCUCUCGCUCUCUCUCUCUCAAUUAAUGCUGACUGUUAUUCUCACAAGUGGAAAUAGAUAUUGGUGAAUCAAAGGGCUUUUGUAAAUGCUAAGAAAUGUUUGUGAAAACCUUUCCCCUCUGAUUUAUGAUGGUUUUACCAUGUUCAUUUCAAAUGUUGUAUUGAGCAUCUGAUUUGUGUCAGCACUCUAUACAUAGGAUGAGGAAUAUUUUGGAAUAGACUUUCCAUUCACAAGAAGAAGAAUUGGUAGUAAUUGUUAAACCAAUGUAUCCAUUCAAAAUAGAGGCAGAGUAACAGCAUAAGAAAUAGUUUCCUUUGUUUGGCCUGGUAGCACAAGUAAGAGGGGAGAAAGGGCUGAUCACUUUGAUUAAGAGUGAAGAGAAAAUUUAUAUAUAAAAGCUGGCUUCAAAUGUAUAAACACGUAUGUUAAGCCAUUAAGACAGUUACUUGAAGGUUUCAAGUACUAAUACAUACACACAGAGAUACUUUUGUGUGUUUAUAUAUUUGUGUGUUUCAGAAAAGCUAAUGCUAACAAACAAGUAAAGGAUUAUUUUAACUAUAGAGUUGUUUAUUAUCUGUUGGCAGAUCUGAUCAGAUCUAAGCAGGUAUUUGAGCAAAAAUCUAUCUCCACUAGAAGUACUAUACCUUGAGAGCUAUAAGGAACUUGAAAGAUUUUUAUAUAAUCUCACGUUCUAUUAGUUUAGGCAACGUAUCAUAAAUUUUCAUGAAUUUUUGUCUAUUUCAGCUCAAGAGUUGUACUUAGGUAGUGAUUUCACUUAAUAACUUGGAUGAUCUUAGAAGAUGUCACUUAAGGUAGAAAAUAAGUAGGCUUUAAAAAGUGAUCCUAAUUAGGACCCCAACUCAGUUUGCUAGCCGUGUUGCCCUGACAGAACAUAAGCUUUUGUAAGGUAUUUAGGCUGAUAAGACGUGCAGUGUGAAAACAUGCUAAAAUGCUAAUUAGAAGACUAAUGUUGAAAAGCACUUAAAACAUAGAACUAAGAUUUAGAAUACACGUCCGCUUAUAAUCAAAUAAUUUGUGUUCAUAAUGUGAACAUGUAGUAGAAUUAAAGGAUUACUUGUUUUAUAAUCUUAUCAGAAAGGGAGAAGAAAAUAAGAAUUUUUAACAAUGUUCUAGUGUGAUAAAUACCUGUUUCGGGAAUAUUUAAAAUAUUCUGAUGAUAAGGUUGCCAAAGUAGUUUUGAAUUCAUAAAAAUUAUUUAUACCACAAUAAUGUGGAAUAUGUUUACAUCUGUUUUAUUUUGUAGUCAUUGGUUUGUAGUUCAGGUGAAUUUGCAUUGUCACUUAGAGAAAACACAUUAUGGUAAAUAUUUGUUGGAAUAAACAUCUCUUAAUAAUAUGACAAGACAAAGAUAAUUUAUGAGACAGCUGCUUUUAUGUCAUCUGCCACAUCGGCAAAGUAACUAUAUUAGCUUUGCUUACAUCCCACGUUUGCCUCAGCUAUCCAACCACAAUUUCUGCGAUCAUUUUGUGUGUUGUUUCCUCCCAUUAAAAUAGCUAUGUUAUUAAAACCCACUGGAUUAAUUUUAUCAAAUAUCAGAAUUAGUGUUCUGUUGGCAGAGAUUUAUUGGUGCCUAAUGUAAUCACAACAGAAGUUGUAUAAAAUUCUUUGAGAAUUGUGUAGAGAUGAAUUUACAUAAAACAUUUUAAGGGCUAACUGCUCAUUGAUAACUUCAGCAAUUUUAUAAAGAACUCAUGAAAUUAUACUCUAAAUUUUAUUUUUUAGGGUUCAACUUGCUUUACAAUGUCUGCAACUAUUAUCCACACAGUUUUUUAUUAUAUACAGACUUUAUUCUUAGUAGCCAUUACUACAGUAAGCCUUUCAAUGUUGUCAAAAACAAGCCCUACCUAUUUCAGCCAGAAAUUAGACAUUUUGGUUUUAUAAUGUUGAUGAAGUCGUCAUGUGUAGACACCAAAUUGUUAUUUCUGUUUCCAUACCUAAAUUUGCUGCUAUUUAUAUGUGAGGUUUUCCAUGGCAGUUUACUGUUGAUUUCUAAAGUUUUGUAGUCUUUUUUAGUUUAGUACUUCAAGCUAAAUGGGCAGCCGGAAGUGGUAUCUACCGGGAUGCAGUUCAUCAACAUUGACGAGAUACAGUUCAUUGCAUAAAUCAGUAAACUGGUUUAUUUUUUAAUAUACCAAGUGAAACGUAUUAGCAAUAUUGCAGUUAGACUACAAUUUUAAGAGGAAGUUCUAAUGUUUAACUUCCUGAAACGUUUUAAGAUUUCAAAUACAAGAAUGAAAAUGUUUGAAAGCCUUGUGCUCAUAAAAGUUUCAGUUCAACACUGUAGAAUUUUCCUGUCUGUUGUGAUGUAAAUUAUGUAGAAAAAUAUUUUUAUAUGGACAAAAGAUUGAAACUGUUAACUUCUUUUACUUCAUUGUUUAAAGAGGAAAAAAUGAUAUUUGUAUGUCUUUUGUGCUGUAAAGAAAAUGAAUGUAUCUUACAAUUAUUAUUAGAAUUAUGACUUGAUUCUACAGAUACUCUUUGUUUUAAAAAUAUCAGUGAGGGAUUGAAAAGAAGGAAAGGGAGAGUGUAUUCCACUACAUUAUACAAAAUGCAAUUUUAGAAGAAAAAUGUAAUUUCAUUAUAAACAAGAACAAUCAUUGACACAUUUCAAAUAUAAUGUACAUUCUUUUUCACUUUGUUUUAGCUCUGGAAUAAGAAAUUUGAAGAAAAUUUGUGCACACUGUUUUUAAGUGUAAUAUAACUGAAUUCUAGACUUGUCUGGAGUGGAGUGAAAGGUUGCUUUUGUGUGAGGGUAAACAUUUCUGCUGACCGUGUUUCCCAUGAAAGAACUUUCUCAGGCUUUGGCACGGUGGCAGCCACAGAUGAGGACACCGUUGUGAGAGUGUGACUUUGGUGAAGCCAGAAAACCGUGCCUACGAUUCACCACAGUAAAUAUGUGCAGAGGCCCCUGACAAAUAGUUCUGCCUUUUUAUUCUCUGUCUUAAACAGAUAAGACCAACUUUGACUUGUAGUGGUGAUGUCGUCCACGUUUAGGGUCUAUUAAUUCCAUUGAACAAAAAACAACUGGAAAAAAAGCCCUACAUUUUAAACCAAAAUCUUUAGGUAUGAUUAAUUUGUUCAACAAUUUCUUAAAAAGUAGUAUUUGUUAUUUAUUACUCAUUAAACUUGACUCGAUGGAGCCUUCAUUAUUUUGACACUUGCUUCCAUCCUUCUGACUUGUACAAAAUCAUUAACUUCCCUUUAGGGUAGAAUCUUUGUGAAGUACCCUGAGCAACUGUAAGGUGGUAUCUUCAUUAAAUUUGUUAACAGUUGUUAAAAGAUUACUAUCAGCCCCCUCUCAUUUCUGGGAGUUUCCAAAACUUAAAAAAUAUUUAAGUAAAUAAAAUGCCACAUGCUAAGUGAAAUUAUCACCAUAAAGUCCGCAAGGGGGCCCAGCCCUGCUUACAAUCUUAGACCCAAAUAGGUGCUGAUUUGUGGUUUCCCCAAAUUCACUGCAGUCAUAUUGAGCCCGUUUUACAUUUUAUUUAAAAAGUUUUUUGGUUUUUCCUCCUGACUUGUAGUGUCCCAGUUAUUUGCCCUCCUGGGCAAGAAAAUUUCAACCCAGUUCUGGGCUUCUCUGGUCCCCAUCUUUUCCCACCCUUCGGUGAGUGACAGAAUUAUUCUUUCUUGCAGUCUGUAGAAUAGGUCAAAUUUCAGUGCUGAAAUUGAUUCCUUGAAUUUCAAAUAGUAGCACUUUAUUUCAUGCUUACUACUGAUUUAAUUUAUACAUUUAAAAAUAUCCUAGGGGUUUUGUAAAUAUGGAAAAUUAGUGGAUUAUAUGUAGAGCUCAUUUGAUUGGACCCAAGUUUGAAUGCUUUACAUCGAUCUCUUGGUCACUGAUAUUGAAGGGUAACUUGUGUGAUUUUAGCUUUGCCACUUUUCUGUAAUUUAUUUAGUACAAUAAAGCUACCCAGUUGACUGUAUGGCUGGAUUCUGAGUUCUCUCAGCUAGCUUCAACCAA
This is a messenger RNA of Rhinolophus ferrumequinum (greater horseshoe bat), 10274 nucleotides long. It is a transcript of the gene PTPN4, whose product is annotated as protein tyrosine phosphatase non-receptor type 4. Gene Ontology annotation, molecular function: cytoskeletal protein binding; protein tyrosine phosphatase activity. The record is from RefSeq and is a predicted model, not a curated record. The transcript has 27 exons. Gene Ontology annotation, cellular component: cytoplasmic side of plasma membrane; cytoplasm; cytoskeleton. The coding region runs from base 782 to 3562 and encodes 926 amino acids. NCBI's taxonomy places the organism in Eukaryota, Metazoa, Chordata, Mammalia, Chiroptera, Rhinolophidae. Gene Ontology annotation, biological process: protein dephosphorylation.